Messenger RNA from Caenorhabditis bovis, 1068 nucleotides. The record is from the annotation of a GenBank genome assembly. Lineage: Eukaryota; Metazoa; Nematoda; Chromadorea; Rhabditida; Rhabditidae.
AUGGAAAUGGGUCGAGAGCGAGAAUGGGAGACUUGCUCUCAUUCAGCUCCAGCCUCGUUCCCGGUUUUUUCAUCAUCUGGAUGUCGUAGAGCAGCGAGCUUUCCAUAUUUUGGUGAUACUACCAUUCAACCAUCAAGCUUGAAGGUUCGGUCGCAGAGCGAAUCCGAAGGACUGAACAAGAUUCGAAUGACACAGGUGAAAUUUGAAGCAAUUCGCAAUCGUCUCUGCGCUAACACGAUCAAAGAAAAAGAUGAGGGAAGCGAUUACCAAUCGCACAGCUCCUCGAGCAGCGACUGUGACGUCGAUGAUGGUGAAGUUUUCUGCGCAGGAAACUUGGAACUAACUGAGGAGGUAACUGAUCUCAAGUCUGUACGCUUUGCUGAUGAUUGUGGACAGGAACUCUACAUGAUAAGAGUUGCUACCGAACCAAGUAAUUGCCCACCAAGAUUGAGCCCAUCGGUGCUCCGUCGCUAUCGAGGAGAUUCUUUCGAAGAAGAGCAGCGUCCUCAUGAGCCAGCUCCGGUUUGGAAUUUGCUGUUCAAGCAGCCUGCUGCAGACUACGCAAACUUCCGCAACAAUCUGGAGAAGAACAAAGUCACCCUCGAAAACGUUAUUGUAAACAAUGAUAGUUAUAAAGUUGUCGGAACUAUCAAGGUGGCAAAUAUCGCGUUCGAGAAGAAAGUCUUCGUCCGCUAUUCAAUGAAUGGAUGGGCUUCGUACAUGGAUAAAGCUGCGGUUUAUCAACCAACGACAAGCAAGGUCCACGACACUUUCAAAUUUGAGCUUGAUCUCCCAUCAUCUGUUGAAAAAGUUCAUAAGAUCGAGUUUUGCAUUUGUUUCAAAACAAACGACGCUGAGUACUGGGAUUCAAAUGGAGGCGUUAACUAUGCACUUCAAUCUGAGCAGCACAACAUUCCGCAGCCGCCACCGCGUCGCACUUCUCUUUUUGGAAGAGUAACAUUCAGCACGAAGUAUCUUGAUCGCGACGAUGCCUAUAAGCUGGAUUACAACGAUUGGAGCAAGUUUGCUUCGUGGAAGAAUUUGAGCACUGACGGCCCUUAUUGGUAG